AUGAGUUGGGAACAACAAGCAUAUAGGUAUGUUUUGGAGCAGGAGAAGGACUCGGAAACGUAUAUAGUGGAAGCUUAUCUGUAUGCUAGCUUUGGGAAUCCAAACGCUCAAAUCGCCACGCCUACGCAAACACCAACAUCGGCUCAAUUCCCCAGUCCAACUUUCCGGACCCCGAGGAACAAUUCAUCGAGCUUCGAGGAUCGUAGUGACUGGACGCCUCAAUUUGCGGAGGAAUACUCGGUGUUCAAUUCAACGCCCGGCCGUUUGACAGGUGCCCAACAAAGCUCGUUUGAAGAAGCUCCCACGCCCCACGCUCCGAUCAACACUGGUCAACCGCAACUCUCUGGUACCGAGGAUAUCGCUGCGGAACUCUCAACUCAUGUCCAUCAUCUGUCUCCAAACCCUAAUAUAGCCCUACCUCCAGUCGACCCUUUGAACCAAUUGCCCUCUUCUCCUGGUCCUUAUUCAACUACCCAUAGCCGAUUCGAUGAUAGCUCCAAGCAAAGAGUAACUCCAAGAAAGCCCAAGAAACGAUUGGAGGAGGCUUUCAGUGGCCAGACUGCAACCCCUCCCGCAACGUCUUCGAGAGGAGCGAGAAAACUGGCGCCAAAAAUCCAGACCGAUAUCAUGCAAAAUGACUCUCGAGACGGCCAAUACGGCUCACAACAAACACCUACGCACUCCAACCAUAUGAUGGCUUUCCACUCCACAUCAGCCGAGUUUUUCGGAUAUCCGAUGUCAGCCCCAACAACAGCACCACUUUAUACUAACUCGAAGCCGUUUUGGGAACAAGAUACGAGCAUGGGCGGUAUGGGUAUGGACUUUGGAAAUGAUGACGCUGCGAUGUUCAGUACUGGAGGCCAUAAGAUGAACAAUUCAUUUGAUUGGGGAAACAGUAAUCCAAUGUUUCAAGACUCCGUGAAUCUGCCUUCAACCCAGCCGGAGCCGAGAUCUCAAGCUCAAGCUCAAGCUCUCCAAGCUCCAGCUACCUCGAGGCGGCAGAGACCUUUAGCUCCCAAAAUGUCACAUCCGCUACCCGACCUCGCAUCGUCCAUGGCGCCGUUCGAUUUUAAUAGCACCUCCACCUCGGAGGACCCUUUUGCCAUUGGCGCCGACGCCGUUGACCCAGGACUUCUAUUUAGUCGAACGGCUACGAACAUGGCAUCGGAUUUCGAGGAUGUGUCGCUUCCAUGUCCACGUCCCAUCACAAGCCACGACAUGCCUCUGGAGCCUUAUCAACAUCAGUCGCGGGAAGCUUCCAGAGACCACGAAGAUUUGCGUAGAUCUCGCAGCUCGCGGGAUCAUGGUGCUGGAAACGAGAGAAGCAUCGCGAGCUCACCUGUUAAGGGGUCUGCGCGGCUGGGUCUACAAAGAAGUGUCAGUGACUCGAGAAUCAGAAGGCCACAAGGUAGAAAGACCAUUUACACAUGCAAGAAUUUGUCGUUGAAUAACCACUGACUGUCCGUAGAUCGUGUAAAGACCCGUAAUGGACGAGUAUCGCCAGUAAAGCAGCAACGUCCUCCUAGUCUUUCCUCCAUCCCAGAGCUCCCAGCCUCACGAGCUCGAACGGAGGUCAGAUUCACUAUUGAUUCCAAAGGAAGAGCCAGAACCGAGACUGUAGUCAUCCAGGAGGAGCCCCGAUCCCGACCAACUAGUAGUAGGCCUGCCAGCUCAGGUCGCGACCGCUAUGACUAUACUUCUAGUGAAUCUUCCUCGGAUGAGGAGCCCAUCAUAGUCCCAAGUCGGAACAACUCUUUUGCAAUUCCUCCUCCGCAAAAAGCACCGCGGCUCGCGAGAUUCGAGACGUUACAUCAUGAUAAAGACCCAAGAAGGCGCAACACUGGUGGCUAUAGUCGAUCCGAAUCCUCUAGUCAACGAUCUUUGCAGUUUGAUGGCUUCGAAAGUGAGGCAGAGACUGUUAUGGAUGAGGAUGAUGGUUCUGGCGAUGCAACUUUGGCAAUGAGACAAUUGGUAGAAAAUCGCAAGCGAGCUCAGAUUGCCAAAUCUAGGACUCCUAGACACCACCGCUAUUCCACACACGAUCCUCGCGCCAAUCCAAACUAUACAGGCUAUGGUUCCUCGAACAUAAGCCCCGUCACAACCGUAGAUAGUGCUACACCGACUAGUUCGAGGAGUGUCACCCGAUGCGUUUGCAAUAAUCCAGAUAGCGAAGGCUUCCAGAUUCAGUGGUAAGCAUUUCUUUGCGUGAUUUUAAUGUCAACAUAUAUUUUAUUUACUAACGCUGCUAGCGAAUCUUGUGACAAUUGGCUGCAUGCUGAAUGCGUUGGCAUUGACGAACGAAGUCUUCCUCCGGUUUAUAUAUGUGCAUUUUGUGCGAACACGCCGAACAUGCGGGGCGGUCGUCUUCGAGAGACUGCAAGAUUGGGCUCUUCUCCGCUGGCGCACAAGUCUUUCAAGAUGUUUCGAUAGGACGAUAUAUUCUACCAAAUCAAAAUCUACCAAAUCAAAAUCUACCAAAUCAAAAUCGCAUACACCAUACGAAUGAGUUGUUGACAGACUACAGCGCAUCCGCGAAAUUACUGUUUUGUACGAUCUUACUGUUACCUUGACUGCACGCCCUUCCUAAUCCCGGACCACCUUUGCCACAUCUUAUGCAUCAUAGCAAACGAUUUCGGUGGAGGAAAAAGUAGACUACUCGUCCUGCCUUUCUUCUUGUUUUUGAUACCCUCCUACUGUAGAGAUAACCGAGAAUUUUGAGCAUGAUUUCUUUUUCUUUGGUCUCUCUUCUUUCUUUGUCUUUCUGUGAAUUUACUUGCAUAGCGAUUCCCCCUUCCCUGUCUCUCAUCUGCUAUUUUCUGAUUUAAGUUGAUUUUACUUGCAUGGCAUUGUACUUCUACCUUCGUCCCCAGUUCCUGAUUUCAUGGGAUAAAUUUGUAAGUUGUUAUUGUUUUGAACGAGCGUAGGGAGUAUAUUUUGUAGGAUCUCGUAGAGGGAGGUUGUAUGGGG
Messenger RNA from Hymenoscyphus albidus, 2967 nucleotides. The record is from the annotation of a GenBank genome assembly. NCBI's taxonomy places the organism in Eukaryota, Fungi, Ascomycota, Leotiomycetes, Helotiales, Helotiaceae.